Corticium candelabrum is the source of this 488-nucleotide messenger RNA. RefSeq lists its product as uncharacterized. The transcript is spliced from 5 exons. The coding region runs from base 54 to 359 and encodes 101 amino acids. NCBI's taxonomy places the organism in Eukaryota, Metazoa, Porifera, Homoscleromorpha, Homosclerophorida, Plakinidae. The record is from RefSeq and is a predicted model, not a curated record.
CCGGUGUAGCUUGCAGUUCUACUGGCGUCGGUGAGCAGCUUAUAAAAGCUCUGAUGGCAAUGUCGUGUGCAAAGGCAGUUCGGAGAAAUUCACAUAGUCCCACGGAUGCACCGAAACAUGCUUUUUCGGAUGCUUUUGUGGGACAACGUGACGAUCACUUGAGCCAAGCCGGAGUGGUACUGUUGCAGUAUGACUCUCCAGUAGCAGAAUUGCUGUGGAUACACUCCACACAAACAAUGUGCAUUGGUUAUAUGUCCAUUCAAGAUACAAAACCAAAGGCAUUAAUAUCAAAAGGGAAAAAGGGGUCACUGACAAUUGGUGGUGCAGUCAGACGUCUACAACCUUCAUGUCUGCAAUAGUCUUAAUUGUAGUUUAUUAAACAAUAGUGCAAGUCAUUUUCUAUAUUUCUGUGAUGUAAUGAUUUUAAUUAUUUCAUUGUUGAGACUGUUGCCUAUGCCAAUGUACACAUAAGAUUGUUCUGUGGUUCG